AUGGUUUGGACGGCUGUUAUUAAGCCAUCAAAUGACUUAACAAAAGGCCGACCGACUCAACAAACAAGUCCUCUGACGGCCUCUAAUGUACGCAAUGAAGUCAUUAUACCACUAAUAUCUUCAGCAACUGAGUAUAAUCCUGAUGUACCAUAUUUUGAUGGAUUAACAAACUUUCCUCAAUUUGACAAAUAUAUGGAUGAAUCGCCACCAUUCAGGCGUCAACCACCACCACCUCCAACUCCACCCCCACAAGCACACGAUGACCCCCGAUAUAGACAAUUAUCUAAUGAUGAAUCUGAUGACUAUUAUGAUGGUGGAGGUGGUGGUGGUGGCGGUGGUGGCGGUGAUGGCGGUGGUGGCGGUGGUGGUAGUCCUCAGGAAACACCAACUAAAAAGCCUAAAAAGAUAUAUAAAGCCAUAGAAAGAGUCUAUUUUUAUCCACAGGACGACAGUAAUCACGAACCGACUAAAAAUAAAAAUGCAAUGAAUCUCAUGAAAAGACAAUUAAAGAACGGUAUGCCUGAAAAAGAGUAUCCGUUUUUAGAAGAACCAGAACGUGAUGAUGAAGACUAUCAAAGUGAAUACGAUCCACGAAAAGAUUACCGGCAAAUGGACGACAACCCUCCCCGACAGGAACAUGAAGAUCCUGAUCCUGAUUUCCAGCAAAAUGCUCCCGAAUCGGAAGAUCCAGAAUUGCAGUCGAGUAUUGCAGAAGACGCUCAACAAUUUAAUGGGGUCAAGGAGUUUGAAACGGAUGACACGGCUGUAGAUAAGGAUGACCCUGAAGGCGAUACAUUGACUAAGAAUAUGGAUAAUACAAAUUUUGGUGAACGUAUUGACCCGAACCCUACUUAUAGGGAAUCAUUAGCUCAUACUCUCCAAGACUCAGACAACAGUCCAAAUGAUGGUGAUUAUGGAAAUAUUCAUAAUUUUCCCGAUUCUGAUGAAUAUGAAGUGGAAAAGAAAAUGUAUGAAAAUCCCAACAGUCAACAACCGGUAAGAGGUGGGCAUCGAUACCAUAAAGACAGACGACGGCCGCGAAGAAAGCCUGUUGUGGAGCCAUACGAACAGCGAGACCACGAAGUAAGCGGUUUGGUUGACUCCGAAGCUGAUGAGCGCGACUAUCUGUCCAACUAUGAUGUGGUCAAACAAAUGAGAAAUUCAGAAAACAAGUACAACACAGGAGUGGAUCCGGUGUACUCUUCGAAGAAAGACUUCGAUGAAGUGCAACGAUUGGAAAAAAUGAUCGAAAAAGUGGCACUUCUUAACAAACAGAAGGAGAAGACGGCCUCAGCUGAUCACGACAACAGUAGUCGCAAUGAAGGAGAAGCCAGUGAGACAAAUGUCUCAAAAAUUAAGCCAAACAAUGACAAAGACAACAAACAUAGAGAUGAAGAAUAA
Messenger RNA from Oppia nitens, 1401 nucleotides. RefSeq lists its product as uncharacterized. NCBI's taxonomy places the organism in Eukaryota, Metazoa, Arthropoda, Arachnida, Sarcoptiformes, Oppiidae. The record is from RefSeq and is a predicted model, not a curated record. The transcript is spliced from 2 exons. The coding region runs from base 1 to 1401 and encodes 466 amino acids.